AGAGAGAGAGAGAGAGAGAGAUUUGGGUUGAGAAAUGCGUAGGAAUUUCACGUAUAUCGUUUGAAUCUGUUUCUCCGUCCAUCGAGGCAAAACGAAUAUGUCGUGCGUUUACAGCUCCCUUCCUCUCUCGUCCCCUUCAAUCCUCCCAAAAUCAAACGCCCUUUCUCGCUCCAAAUCGUCGGUCAAGAUCCGAUGCACUGUCGGAGAAACUGUUGCAGUACCGAAAGUUGCUGGUAUUGCUGAACCGCUCCUACUUCAAUCUGCUCGAGGGGAAAAUGUUGAAAGACCCCCAGUUUGGCUGAUGAGGCAAGCGGGGAGGUACAUGAAGAGUUAUCAAUUGAUCUGUGAGAAGUAUCCUUCUUUCCGUGAAAGAUCAGAAAAUGUCGAUCUCGUAGUUGAAAUAUCUUUACAACCUUGGAAGGUUUUCAAGCCUGAUGGGGUUAUUCUAUUUUCAGACAUUCUUACUCCUCUACCAGGGAUGAAUAUACCUUUUGACAUUGUAAAAGGGAAGGGACCAGUCAUAUACAAUCCUCUAAGGACAACCGCUGAUGUUGAUCAAGUGAGAGAAUUUGUUCCUGAGGAAUCAGUUCCUUAUGUUGGGGAAGCGUUGACAAUCUUGCGGAAAGAGGUAAACAAUCAAUCAGCCGUUCUGGGCUUUGUUGGUGCUCCGUUCACGCUUGCAUCUUAUGUGGUUGAAGGCGGUUCAUCGAAGCACUUCACAAAAAUAAAGACUCUAGCUUUCUCUCAACCAAAGAUUUUGCACGCAUUACUACAGAAAUUCACGACCUCCAUGGCAAAGUACAUUCAGUACCAAGCCGAUAAUGGUGCUCAAGCAGUCCAGAUUUUCGACUCUUGGGCAACCGAGCUUAGCCCCGUUGAUUUUGAGGAAUUCAGCCUCCCUUACCUGAAGCAGAUCGUCGAUACUGUUAAACGGACACAUCCAGACCUACCUCUGAUCCUUUAUGCAAGUGGGUCUGGGGGCUUGCUUGAGAGACUGCCUUUGACAGGUGUCGAUGUUGUUAGCUUGGAUUGGACGGUUGAUAUGGCGGAAGGUAGGAGACGGUUGGGAUCUGGCAUGGCGGUUCAAGGCAAUGUGGACCCUGGUGCGCUUUUCGGGUCAAAAGAAUUCAUCACCACACGGAUCCAUGAUGUGGUAAGAAAAGCAGGUAGCAGGAAACACAUUCUAAAUCUUGGCCAUGGAAUUGUGGUGGGCACCCCUGAGGAGAACGUGGCCCACUUUUUUGAAGUUGCAAAAGCUAUCAGGUACUAAUGCAGAACUGAUUUUUGGUUUUAAUGAUUUUUAUAUGGAUCAUGUUUUCAUUGCAUACUGAUUUUGUUUUUUUAGCUAGUUCUUGUAAACUGAAGUCAAUUAGCUCCUACGGAGAUUGUAGAAGGAACCCAAUCAGAAAAUUUUUGGUAGAUUGAAUUUCA
This is a messenger RNA of Magnolia sinica, 1431 nucleotides long. RefSeq names its product uroporphyrinogen decarboxylase. The transcript is spliced from 6 exons. Bases 98 to 1270 code for a protein of 390 amino acids. Gene Ontology annotation, molecular function: uroporphyrinogen decarboxylase activity. NCBI's taxonomy places the organism in Eukaryota, Viridiplantae, Streptophyta, Magnoliopsida, Magnoliales, Magnoliaceae. Gene Ontology annotation, biological process: porphyrin-containing compound biosynthetic process. The record is from RefSeq and is a predicted model, not a curated record.